Sapajus apella (tufted capuchin) is the source of this 1564-nucleotide messenger RNA. RefSeq names its product ST8 alpha-N-acetyl-neuraminide alpha-2,8-sialyltransferase 6 (gene ST8SIA6). The record is from RefSeq and is a predicted model, not a curated record. Bases 127 to 1323 code for a protein of 398 amino acids. Gene Ontology annotation, biological process: oligosaccharide metabolic process; N-glycan processing. NCBI's taxonomy places the organism in Eukaryota, Metazoa, Chordata, Mammalia, Primates, Cebidae. The transcript is spliced from 8 exons. Gene Ontology annotation, molecular function: alpha-N-acetylneuraminate alpha-2,8-sialyltransferase activity.
ACGUUGUGGGUGCGCGGGGCUGCGGCCACGGCGGCAGUGGCGGCAGCGGCGGGAGCCGCGAGUCGGGGCCGCCCGGGCUGCGCUUCGCCCAGGCAGCAGCGGCGGCGGAGGCGCCUGUGGCUCAGGAUGCGGCCGGGGGGCGCGCUGCUCGCCCUGCUCCCUAGCCUGCUGCUGCUGCUUCUGCUGCGCCUGCUCUGGUGCCCGGCAGACGCGCCCGCCCGCGCCAGGAUCGUGGUGGAGGAAAGCAGGGAAGCCACCCACGGCACUCCCGCAGCGCUGAGGACGCUCCGGAGCCCGGCGACCGCGGUACCGCGCGCCACGAACAGCACAUAUCUGAAUGAGAAGUCGCUCCAACUGACGGAGAAAUGCAAAAAUCUGCAAUAUGGCCUUGAGUCUUUCUCUAACAAAACGAAAGGGUAUUCAGAGAAUGACUACCUUCAGAUUAUCACAGAUAUACAGAGUUGUCCAUGGAAACGGCAAGCAGAAGAAUAUGCAAAUUUCAGAGCAAAACUUGCUUCCUGCUGUGAUGCUGUUCAGAACUUUGUUGUAUCUCAGAAUAACACUCCAGUUGGGACUAACAUGAGUUACGAGGUGGAAAGCAAAAAAGAAAUCCCAAUUAAAGAGAACAUUUUUCAUAUGUUUCCAGUGUCCCAGCCUUUUGUGGACUACCCUUAUAAUCAGUGUGCGGUGGUCGGAAAUGGGGGAAUUCUGAAUAAGUCUCUUUGUGGAGCUGAAAUAGAUAAAUCCGACUUCGUUUUUAGAUGUAACCUCCCCCCAACCACAGGAGAUGUUAGUAAAGAUGUUGGCAGUAAAACAAAUCUUGUGACUAUAAAUCCCAGUAUCAUAACUCUGAAAUAUGGGAACUUAAAGGAAAAGAAAGCCCUAUUUCUGGAGGACAUUGCAACCUAUGGAGAUGCAUUUCUUCUUCUGCCAGCAUUUUCCUUCAGGGCCAAUACGGGUACCUCUUUUAAAGUGUACCACACACUCAAAGAGUCUAAAGCAAGACAAAAGGUUCUGUUUUUCCAUCCCAAGUACCUGAGACAUCUGGCCCUUUUCUGGAGAACUAAAGGUGUGACCGCGUACCGCCUGUCCACCGGUUUGAUGAUCACAAGUGUUGCAGUGGAACUGUGUGAAAACGUGAAGCUGUAUGGAUUCUGGCCCUUCUCUAAAACUGUAGAAGACACACCUGUCAGCCAUCACUAUUACGACAACAUGCUACCUAAACGUGGUUUCCAUCAGAUGCCCAAAGAGUACAGCCAGAUCCUCCAACUUCAUGUGAAAGGAAUCCUCAAACUGCAAUUUAGCAAAUGUGAAGUUGCCUAAACAAAGUAUCUUAAAAUGGGAAUAAUUUUAUAUUGCAGUAGGUGAGUAACAAUGUCUCCAAGCACCAAAGGAGGUGGCUACUAUUCUAAGAUGAGACCCAAAGUUUGGUUUGACCAAAGCUGCCCCACUCAUUUUGCUACCAUGUCAAGUCAUUCAAUCCUUCUGAUCUUCAUUUUUUCUCUUUGUAAAAUGGUCACCGUGAUAUCUGACUCAUACAAAUAAAACGUGAUAAUUUAUGAAA